CAAACGCGGGAUGACAGCCUGACCGGAGCGCGCUAUAAAACGCCUCUCGUCCAAAACCCCCUCGGUUCGACCCCCUUUCCGCCCGCCUGCUUGUCGAGUUGCUCCACCCCGGCCCCCGCGCACGCGCCUCCCGUGCCGCCCCGGCGCCGCCGCGUCCGAGCAGCAGAUUUUUGCGUGGGGGAUUCCUGUUCUUCCCCAUCAAUUGCUUGCUGCGCCAGUAUCCCAGCACUAAUUGCCUUCAGCUGGUGAUUUUCUUCUUUAUUCUAGUCGGUAUUUGCACUUUGCCCUGUUUUCUCAAGCUGCUGAGCUGUUUCAGUGAUUUUUGUUGUGCUGUUUAGAUGUGGUGAAUGUGGGCUUGCCACCAAUAACCCAUGAACUGUCUGAGUGUGCUUUGUUUACAGUGGAAUGCUCUGGCUUUUACAUGCCAUUUUAGAGGCUGUAACAUGACAUGAGUGCCGCUCUAUACUGGGAAUUGGGGUUGUGGCGUGGGGUGUUUGAUACUUGAAAAAUAAAAAACAAAAUGAAUGUAUUUAGGUGGAGGCCGACCCGAGCUGGGUUAGCUGGGUCUUUCCCCCCAAAUGGUGUCCAAUUUAAAUGAUCUCUUCUUUUCUGAAGCUCAAGUGUAGUGAUUUAUUUGAGCUCUUAUCUCCUACUUCCUCUGUUCCAAAUUAUGUCAGCUCUAUUUUUUCUAGAUACAUUGUUUUUCCUAUGUAUCUCCAUAUAGGCUAUGUCUAGACACAUAAAAUAGCUAUGUAUCUAAAGCCAAAAUGACUUAUAAUUCGGAACAGAGGGAGUUGUAGGUAACCAGAGCACUGUAGCAGGCCAGUAUUGCUAUAUAAGACAGAAACUAUAGUGCCAUUGUAUUACAUUUUGUUGUAAUUUCCCAGUUCUUGUCAUUAGGUUGAUUUUUAUUCUGCUUUCUCUAAAUCAUUUGCCUUGGGCGUGAAAUAUACCAAAUGGGGCCAAAUUAGUUAUAUGCUACUUUCAUUUUUAUGGUUAAUGGAUUUAUUUCAUUAAGCUUAUGAAACGACCCGGUCUCUACAAAGUAUUCGACCCAUAACAGACAACCAUUCAGAUAAACACCAAAGCUAGAUAACAGAAUAGACCCAUAGUUCUAGCCUAUUGCUAAACUUCCAGCCAUUUUUGGCAAACAUCUCCAUUGCAAUAAUUUCCAGUCAUGAGCACACAGCCUUUAGCUGCCUUUGGUUCUCCUCUGUCUGAAGGGCAGCCCAGUUCCUGAUCUAGAAGGUACUCCUGAAAAUUACCUGUAGAGGAGAUUGGAUUGUAACAUUAUUAAAAACCAGAUCAUUUCUACACAGCCACAGAGACCAAGUCACAGCAGCAGCAUCCACACAAAUCAUUCUUUUUAAAUCUGGUUUGAAAGCAUUGAGCCACUGCCCAAAGAACUGUACUGAACCAAAUGGGGCUUGCAGUCCAGUUGCUAUUUCUAUAAUUCUCCAAAUAAAAUUUGCAAACCCACAAUUAAAGAACAAGUGAUAAACAGUUUCAGCACAGUUACAAUAGCAGCACUUAUCACUUCCCUUCCAGUUUUUCCUCGUGAUUGUAUGAUUUCUAUCUUCUCACUAAACUUAUCAUUUAUGUGGUUAAUGCUAUAAUGUUGCUCUCUAUUCUUCUGUUUUUAUAGCUAAUGCCUGUGAGUAAUUAUUCUUGUGCUUCUACAUGAUUUAGAGUGCAGAGCAGUUGAGGAUGACUCAUGUAUCUGUUUCUUGUGCAAGUUUUUCUGUUAAUAUUGAGUGCCUACCUCUGCUUUAUGUCUUGAUAAUGAUUUGCCAGCAAUCUGCUGUAUGACCUGUUAUAGUUCUGCCUGAAGUAGUAGGUGUAGUUAGUUCUAUUCAGAAUAUAUGUUAUGUUUGAUUUCUAUGCAUGCUUUUACAAAAAGAAAUAUUCUGCUAUUUAUUGCUGUGACCUUGUAGUUCAAACUUUUUGUGGAUUUUAUUCAUACAAUAUACUGCUUGUCUGCAGCUUGCAUUGCAUCAGAUAUCUGUUGCAUGCCAUCUAAACACAAAAGGACACUUUGUUGAUGUGCUGUCAAUAAAACCCUAACUUAGACUAUGCCUGGCUGAACCAUUUGACUACUUUAUUUUUGAGUGAGUAGCAUAGAAAUAUGCCCCCUUAUUAUUUUGUCAUUUCACAUAGUUCUUAUUAUCUGAGUGGCAGGUGGGUUUCCUGUAGGGAUGACAAUUUUACUCGCGGGUUUGGAUAUCCGCUGGAUAUCUGACCAGUUGGAUUCGGAUUCGGGUAUAAUAAUUCACCCGUGGGUCUUAUCCGUACCCAACCCGUGGUAAAGUCGGGUCAGGUUCGGAUAUUAUACUUUACCCGUUGGUCCCUGGCGGAUAUCAGAAAAUAGCCAAAUAGCUAAUUGCGGCCCACUUGGUAGGCAAAUAGCCCAGCCCACACUACUCCUCUAACCGUAACCCUAGGCCAUCCGGCCACACCCAGGCCCCCACCCGCCACUCCGCCAGGCCGCCACCCACCCCCACUCGGCCACUCCCCCAGGCGUUCAAGCACGGCGCCCAUGCCCUAGCCCCUAGACCCCUAUUCGCAGGUCGCAGCAGCCGCCAACACCCAGAUCCCAUACCACGCCGCCACCGCGCCACCGGAGUCCGGCGGCCAGCCCCCGCCCACCGGCGAGUCCCUGGCUCCCUGCGCGUGCGAGACCAGAGAUCCAGGCAGCGGACGAGCCCUCUCCGUCCCCAGCCAUUAGCGACCAGCUGGUGCCGGUCAUCCCUGCUGCGACGAGCUGGUGCCGUGAAGCCGCCCUCCAGGCCUACAGAUCCAGGUGUCCCUUUGUUCAGUUGUUGGUCGUGUGUGCUGCCCGUAUCCCUACAACCAUGCUGGUGCCUGGUGCUGCUGCCUUGAGCUGACCAUGCAAAACAACCGUGCUGGUGCUUCUGCUGGUGACAUGGUGAAAACUCCGAGAUCUCCUGUUACCACAGGUGCAGCAGGAGGCAAUGACAAAGCUUCAAAGUGUGGUUGUGAUAUUGACAAUGGUGAGGCUGGGCCAUCAUUGGUGGUGGUGGAGCAACAAGCACUAGCCACUUUGUAGCAAACAUGUGGUCACUAGCAUGGUCAUUUGACUUAAUCAUUAACUAGACAAUACACUGACGAAUGAACCAGUGUAACAUUUAAAUGGAAGUUUAUUAUCACACAUGCAGAGUAUUGUGAUGCAAAUACAUGUAUGUUUCUUGCAACAACCACAAGGAACAAGAAGAUGCAGAGCAAAGCCACAAAAGAAGGAAGAGGAAUCCACAGAAAACAACAAGCUGGAGAAUGGAUCUCUGGAUGCAACAGAAGAGGUGCAUCAUGGAGUCGAAAAAGGUGAUGGACAUGUUACCCGCAAGAGACCAAGGAGAUCAGCGGCCUGUUCUGAUUUCAAAGAGAAAUCCAUACGCUUAUCCGAAAAAAAAUCUGUUGUCAUGGUCAAGAAGAAUCGGAUGGAGGAGGAAGAAGUAGAUGCUGUCAAUCUGACAAAACUUGGACCAGAAGAUCCACCACCUUGCCGGAAGUUGAUCGAUUUUAUCUUGCAUGAUGCAGAAGGGAACCCACAACCCUUUGAAAUGUCAGAAAUUGAUGACUUCUUUAUAACAGCUCUUAUCAUGCCCAUGGAUGAUGAUCUAGAAAAAGAGCGUGAAAGAGGAGUACGCUGUGAAGGAUUUGGGCGAAUUGAGGACUGGAAUAUUUCUGGUUAUGAUGAAGGUACUCCUGUAAUCUGGGUGUCAACUGAUGUUGCUGACUAUGAAUGUGUGAAACCAUCAACCAAUUACAAAUCUUAUUUUGACCACUUCUAUGAGAAGGCUCAGGUGUGUGUUGAAGUUUUCAAAAAGCUUGCAAAAUCAGUUGGUGGGAAUCCUAACCAGGGCCUGGAUGAAUUGCUUGCUAGUGUUGUUCGGUCAACCAAUGCCAUGAAAGGAUAUAGUGGAACCAUGAGCAAAGAUUUGGUGAUAUCCAUUGGAGAAUUUGUAUACAAUCAACUUGUUGGUUUGGAUGAGACAUCAAACAAUGAUGAUGAAAAGUUUGCUACCCUGCCAGUUCUUCUUUCUCUAAGAGACCAGUGCAGAUCUAGGGUGGAACUGACCAAGUUGCCCUCUAACUUCUCGAACACAAGUCUGAAAAUUAAGGACUCAGAGUGUGAUGAGACAGCAGAAGACGAUGAUGAUGCAAAAUUAGCUAGAUUACUUCAACAAGAAGAAGAAUGGAAAAUGAUGAAGAAACAGAGGGGUAGGCGUGGAACACCAUCCCAGAAAAAUGUCUACAUAAAAAUCAGUGAAGCUGAGAUUGCCAAUGACUAUCCCCUUCCUGCAUACUAUAAGCCAUUUAGCCAGGAAAUGGAUGAAUACAUAUUUGAUAGUGAUGACAGCAUAUUUUCUGAUGAUGUGCCAGUUAGGAUACUCAAUAACUGGACACUGUACAAUGCAGAUUCCAGGCUUAUAUCUUUGGAAUUGAUCCCUAUGAAAUCAGGGGCAGAAAAUGAUGUGGUUAUCUUUGGAUCUGGUUUCAUGAGAGAUGAUGAUGGCAGUUGCUGUUCUACAGCUGAGUCUGUGAAAUCUUCGUCUUCCUCCAGCAAAGCUGACCAACUGGAUGCAGGAAUCCCUAUUUAUUUGAGCCCAAUCAAAGAAUGGAUUAUAGAGUUUGGUGGCUCAAUGAUUUGUAUAACCAUUCGGACUGAUGUGGCCUGGUACAAGCUACGCCAACCAACAAAACAAUAUGCUCCAUGGUGUGAGCCUGUACUGAAAACAGCAAGGCUUGCUGUUAGCAUCAUUACCCUGUUGAAAGAGCAGAGUCGUGCCUCAAAGCUUUCUUUUGCUGAUGUCAUAAGAAAAGUAGCUGAAUUUGACAAAGGAAACCCUGCAUUUAUAUCUUCAAACAUCACACUUGUUGAGAGAUAUAUUGUGGUGCAUGGACAGAUAAUACUCCAGCAGUUUGCAGAUUUUCCAGAUGAGACUAUCCGUCGGAGUGCAUUUGUCAGUGGUCUUUUAUUGAAGAUGGAACAGAGGAGGCAUACAAAGUUAGUUAUGAAGAAAAAAACUCAAGUGAUGAGGGGAGAGAAUCUGAAUCCAAGUGCAGCAAUGGGUCCAGCAUCGAGGAAAAAAGCAAUGCGUGCAACAACAACCAGGCUCAUCAACAGAAUCUGGAGUGAUUACUAUGCACAUCAUUUCCCUGAAGAUUCCAAGGAGGGAGAUGGAAAUGAAACAAAAGAAAUUGAUGAUGAACAAGAAGAAAAUGAAGAUGAGGAUGCUGAAGAUGAAGGGCAGAUUGAAGAGAACAUCUCAAAGACUCCUCCAUCAACACGGUCCCGGAAGUUGCUAUCACAAACUUGUAAGGAAAUCAGAUGGGAAGGUGAAACAUCUGGGAAAACAUUGUCUGGAGAAACUCUAUAUAAAUGUGCUUAUGUUAGGGAACUCAGAAUACCUGUUGGUGGAACAGUGGCUCUAGAAGAUGAUUCAGGAGACACAGUCAUUUGUUUUGUUGAGUACAUGUUCCAGAAAGUUGAUGGUUCAAAAAUGGUUCAUGGGAGGAUUCUGCAAAAAGGUUCACAGACAAUUCUUGGCAAUGCGGCAAAUGAGAGGGAGGUUUUCUUAACUAAUGACUGCUUAGAAUUCAAAUUAGAUGACAUCAAGGAAUUGGUAAUGGUUGAUAUCCAAUCAAGGCCUUGGGGUCACAAGUACAGAAAAGAGAAUUCUGAAGCUGAUAAAGUUGAGCAGGUCAAAGCAGAAGAGAGAAAGAAAAAGGGCCAGCCCAUGGUAUAUUUCUGCAAAAGCUUGUACUGGCCUGAGAAGGGUGCCUUCUUUGCCCUCUCCCGAGAUAAAAUGGGUCUUGGUAGUGGUUUAUGUAGUUCUUGUGAUAAUAUAGAGCCAGAUUCUGAUGAAUUGAAAAUAUUCUCGAAGACCAGCUUUGUCUACAGAAAGGUUACAUAUAAUGUCAAUGAGUUUUUAUACAUAAGACCUGAUUUUUUUGCUGAAGAUGAGGAUCGUGCAACCUUCAAGGCUGGCCGAAAUGUGGGUCUAAAGCCCUAUGCAGUUUGUCAAAUAUUGUCCAUCCCUGAAGGGGCUGGAUCUAAAAAACUCAAUCCAGCAUCAGCAAAUAUCAGUGCUAGAAGAUUUUACAGACCAGAUGACAUUUCAUCAGCCAAAGCCUAUGCAUCUGACAUCAGAGAGGUCUACUAUAGUGAGGAUGUAAUUGAUGUGCCUGUGGAUAUGAUAGAGGGAAAAUGUGAGGUUAGAAAGAAGAACGAUCUUGCAAGUUCAGACCUUCCAGUGAUGUUUGAACAUGUAUUUUUCUGUGAACUUAUAUAUGACCGUGCCAGUGGAGCUCUCAAGCAGUUGCCUCCAAAUGUUAGGUUUAUGUCUAUGGUGCAAAGGACAAGUGCGUUGAAAAAGAACAAAGGAAAGCAGAUCUGUGAGCCUGAUCAAAUAGAUUCAGGUAAAUGGUUGGAUGUGCCUAAAGAGAACCGUCUAGCUACUCUUGACAUUUUUGCUGGCUGUGGAGGUUUAUCAGAAGGGCUGCAGCAAGCUGGUGUAUCUUUUACAAAAUGGGCGAUUGAAUACGAAGAGCCUGCUGGUGAAGCAUUUAAUAAAAAUCAUCCAGAGGCUGUGGUCUUUGUAGAUAACUGCAAUGUGAUUCUAAAGGCAAUUAUGGAUAAAUGUGGGGAUACUGAUGAUUGUGUUUCAACUUCUGAAGCUGCUGAACAAGCAGCAAAACUUCCAGAAGUGAACAUUAAUAAUCUUCCAGUCCCUGGCGAAGUUGAAUUCAUAAAUGGUGGUCCUCCGUGUCAGGGAUUCUCUGGGAUGAAUAGAUUCAACCAAAGCCCAUGGAGUAAAGUUCAGUGUGAGAUGAUUCUAGCAUUCCUCUCAUUCGCUGAGUAUUUCCGUCCCAGAUUCUUUCUGUUAGAAAAUGUUCGGAACUUUGUUUCCUUCAACAAAGGGCAGACCUUCCGUUUGGCAGUUGCAUCUCUUCUGGAGAUGGGAUACCAGGUCCGGUUUGGAAUUCUAGAAGCAGGGGCUUUUGGUGUUGCCCAGUCCAGGAAAAGGGCGUUUAUUUGGGCUGCUGCACCUGGAGAGAUGCUUCCUGAUUGGCCAGAGCCGAUGCAUGUGUUUGCUAGCCCUGAGCUGAAGAUAACACUGCCUGAUGGCCAAUACUAUGCAGCUGCAAGAAGCACUGCUGGUGGAGCGCCUUUCCGAGCGAUUACUGUUAGAGAUACAAUUGGGGAUCUGCCUAAAGUGGGAAAUGGUGCCAGCAAACUCACGCUUGAGUAUGGAGGUGAGCCCGUGUCUUGGUUCCAGAAGAAGAUAAGAGGGAAUAUGAUGGUACUGAAUGAUCACAUAUCUAAGGAGAUGAAUGAGCUGAACCUAAUAAGGUGCCAACACAUUCCGAAACGGCCGGGUUGUGAUUGGCAUGACCUACCGGACGAGAAGGUUAAGCUGUCAAAUGGGCAGAUGGCUGACCUGAUACCUUGGUGCCUGCCCAACACAGCCAAGAGGCACAAUCAGUGGAAAGGACUGUACGGGAGGCUGGACUGGGAAGGCAACUUCCCCACAUCCGUCACUGAUCCCCAGCCAAUGGGCAAGGUCGGCAUGUGCUUCCACCCUGAUCAAGACAGGAUCAUCACAGUCCGGGAAUGUGCUCGGUCACAGGGCUUUCCUGACAGCUAUGAAUUUGCGGGCAACAUCCAGAACAAGCACCGGCAGAUUGGCAAUGCCGUGCCCCCGCCUCUUGCCUAUGCACUUGGGAGGAAGCUGAAGGAAGCCGUUGACAAGCGUCAGGAAGCCAGCGCAGGCGUGCCUGCACCAUGAGAAGUUUUCCUUCCAUCAAACCAUGACCCAUGAAGCUAAGCGCUGAGGUCGUCCUUGAGGACCAGUUAAUUUUGGUUUUAUCAGUCUUAAUGCACUCCUGAAUGUAUAUGUUAGAGAAGUGUCGAUUGCUGAUUGUUACCCUGAUUCAGGGUAGCGGUUAUAUCUAAAAACUUGAGAAAAUCUAGUGUACUCUAGUUGUCAUGUGUUCCAUUUUGUUGGCUCUAAACUUUCAACUAGUUUUGGUGAUUAAUGACAACAUGAGAUUAAAUUAAA
Messenger RNA from Zea mays, 8084 nucleotides. Its product is annotated as DNA (cytosine-5)-methyltransferase 1B. Lineage: Eukaryota; Viridiplantae; Streptophyta; Magnoliopsida; Poales; Poaceae. Bases 3171 to 7811 code for a protein of 1546 amino acids. The transcript is spliced from 16 exons. Gene Ontology annotation, cellular component: nucleus. Gene Ontology annotation, molecular function: DNA (cytosine-5-)-methyltransferase activity; DNA binding; chromatin binding. Gene Ontology annotation, biological process: negative regulation of gene expression via chromosomal CpG island methylation; DNA methylation-dependent constitutive heterochromatin formation. The record is from RefSeq and is a predicted model, not a curated record.